This is a messenger RNA of Lemur catta (Ring-tailed lemur), 1353 nucleotides long. RefSeq lists its product as uncharacterized. The record is from RefSeq and is a predicted model, not a curated record. Lineage: Eukaryota; Metazoa; Chordata; Mammalia; Primates; Lemuridae. The transcript has 5 exons. The coding region runs from base 226 to 1353 and encodes 375 amino acids.
CAGCAGCGGGGGCGCCCCGUGGGGACACGCGGGGCUGCUGUGUGUCUCCCGGUGCCGGCCCCACGCUGGGCCGGCGCACCCAUCCAGCCGGGCUGGACCGUGAGGUCUGCCAGGCUGUGGGGGGACCCGGCAGCGGUGGCGCCGGCACCCACUGCCAUGAAGACUGCCAAGUAGGGUUCUGGAGCUGGUGAGGGCCACCACCUGCAGCGCGUCAGUGCCCGGGAGAUGCCUGAGAGGGACACUUCUGGCCUCUGCUACCCCCAGGGUCCCCCGGGAGGCCUCCUCACCCUCGGGCUCCUGCCUGCCCGGACCCAGUUCUCCCGAGGCUGCGCCCCCGGGGCGAAGCCUGGCCCUGCCUCACAGCCCCACCCCUGGUUCUCUCCCUGCCACUCAGCCCGUUUCCUCCCCUCCUCCUGCCCAAAUGCCCAGUUCUUGCCCCUCUUCCCAUUUCCCCAACUCCGCAUGGGACCCUCCCUGAGGCCUUUGAUUUUUGUAGCUCUAUUCAUCAUCCCAUGGGACUUGAUAAAGAUGUUUUCGGUAUAUUCCCUCCCAUUUCUGAAUGAAAACUCACACGUGCCGGCUUCGGAGUUCGGUCCUUCCCUGUCCAGAUGGAACCUAAGCGAAGGAGCCAGACAUGUCUUCAGCGCUCCUCUGUUAUAUAACAGACUUCAUGUUCCUCCUGCAAAGGAGAGGUGGUGUGAAGGUUUGGGAGUUAAAAUGCCAGACCCUGCCUGUGCCACACCGCUUGUUGCCAUGGCUCCGCCUCCAACACCCCCCAGCGGAAUCCCGUGGGAAGGUUCUGAUGAUGGUUCUGAGAAAAGAAAAGAAUACCCGACACCAGUAAUGCAGGAUAAAGGAAGCUGUAGUGUGGUCCUGGCUCUGAAUAUUUUAUGGCCCUGCUCUCCAACAGUCCAAAGACUGGCCUGGUCUUGUGAAUCUCAGGUGGAGGCCAGCACUUAUGUGCAGAUUCUUGGUGGAAUCAACCUGGCUCUACAUUCUUGGCUGUUACAGCAUAAGGAGGCAAACCAGAGGAGAGAUCCCCUUAUGGAAGCUGCUCUAUCAUGUCCUAAAGCACCUGAGAACAUGGAUUCAGAAUUUGGAACAGCAUACAUAGGUCUUAGAGGGGUGGGGAUGCAGACAGGGCCGUCUACACAUUCAUGGGCAUUUAGCAAAGAGGAGGAAGUCGAGAUUCUCUGGCCUACUCUGUACACGUGUGUAAGCCUGCUGGAUUUUCUGGGCUGCUGGGUUUCUGGAUCAGCUUUAGGUCUGAAGAAACCAGGCCCCCUGGCCGGGGAGCUGCUGUGGGCUGUGGUGCUUGCCGGGGCCCUGGCUCUGGCGCCUGCCGAGCUCUGA